Molecule: messenger RNA, 2542 nt
Organism: Trichoderma harzianum CBS 226.95
Lineage: Eukaryota; Fungi; Ascomycota; Sordariomycetes; Hypocreales; Hypocreaceae
Exons: 6
Coding region: 145-2493 (782 amino acids)
Biological process (GO): positive regulation of transcription from RNA polymerase II promoter by galactose; DNA-templated transcription
Cellular component (GO): nucleus
Molecular function (GO): DNA-binding transcription factor activity, RNA polymerase II-specific; RNA polymerase II cis-regulatory region sequence-specific DNA binding; zinc ion binding
Source: RefSeq, a predicted model, not a curated record
CAAAUUCUCACUUCACCCUCCAUCUCUUUUUGAACUACAGAGCUUUCUAUUUCAUUGGCGGUCCCAGGUGGCCACGAAUCGAAAAGACUUGUCCGGCAUUCCAGAGAACAUCACAAGAUUCGCUAAUAGUGUCUUUCGUCCAACAUGUCGCAAGAUGAUUAUGAAUACUAUUCAACACUCACUUUGGACGGCCCUACAAUCGGAGCCCGGGAUGAUCCAUUAUCCUCGCCUAGGAUCUCCAAUCCCCAUAUUGCGACUGAAAAGCCCAAGCCAAGGCGUAAAAGGGUAACUCUCGCUUGCGAUUCAUGUCGUGAUCGUAAGACACGGUGUGACGGCGUCCGACCGAUAUGCGGGCCCUGCAAAAGAAGGAAGAAAGCCUCGUGCGACUUCCAAGAGGAUACAUUAAAGCCCAGUCGCUAUGCAUCCAAGUUGGAGCGUCGGAUUACUGCUCUGGAGGAGCAGUCUUCCAAGGCGAACAUGUCGGUCAGAGAUGUCGAAUUAGCACACAAGGAGGCUUCAAAAGGGCAAAGGACGCCAAAUGAGCCCAACCAAUGCAAGCUCCAGCCUAACGACAGCCCAGUCAACAGUGUUUCCAGAACAUCUGCCGGUUCUGGAUCCGUAAUCUCAGAUUUGACUUCAACACGCAAGACAGCUAAGCCCAAGCGACAGUGGUCUACUGCUUCAGAGCGUCGCGCCUCUCAAAAUAUGGAUGCCAUGGUUGCUAUUCCAUUCUCAGCUAAUUCUAGAGAUGGAUACUAUGGCAAUUCAUCGUCUGUUGCCUUCCUGAAUUGGGUUGUAAAAAGCGCGCAAACCUCUGCGAGCUGUGGAGAACUCCUCCCAGAGCCAGCUCAUUUAAGUCAGCCACCUCAUGGAUACGACUUAGAAGAACCUCGACAUAUCGACGCAGCUGACUUCGAUUUACCACAACGGCGGGUUGCUGACAGCCUUGUGCAAACUUUUUUUCAGCUGGUCCACCCUCUUUAUCCCCUCCUUCAUCAACCAACUUUCAUGGCUUCCUAUGAGCAGCUAUGGACUUCGUCGUAUAACCCAGUAGAUUCAGCGAUAAGGAGUGACAUACAAGAUUCAAUUUUCCACGCCAUGUUGAAUCUCGUUUUUGCCAUGGGCUGUCCAUUUUCUACAACCAUACCACCGCAAGAUAGAAGCUCUCGCGCCAGCAAAUUCUUUCGGAGAGCGCAGGGAGCCCUAUCAUUUAAUAUCCUCGAAGCGGAUUCUUUGCCUUCGGUGCAGUUUCUCUUGCUCACCAGUCUCUAUCUUCAAUCGAUCAGCCACGCUCAUAGAUGUUGGAAUACUGUUGGACUCGCUAUAAGAGCAGCUCAGGGCCUGGGACUACACAUGGACGAUGAAUCCUCCCCUUGUCCACCAAGCAGGCUGGAAACCGAAAUGAAGAGGCGAAUAUGGCACAUUUGUGUUACCCUCGAUAGAGUGUUGGCUAUGACAUUUGGCCGUCCUACCAUGACAUCACAUAAAUGGACUGUACAACUUCCAGAGCUCAUAGACGAUGAAUAUCUGACAGAAGCGAAUCACCACGGUUCUAGUAGUGGUCUCCAGCCAGCAACGGUUACACCCAGGAUUGGAUGCUUCAUUUACACGCUCAAGUUGUUUUGUAUCAUGGAUGAUAUACUUUCGGCGUUCUAUAAUAUACCGGAUGGCAUGGAAUCGACGAACAAACCUUCUGAACGCCAGCUACCAGACCUGGAUUUUACUAGCAUGGUGGAACUGGAUAGGCGCCUGAACGAGUUUGAAGCUGCAUUGCCGUCCUGGCUAACACCAUCGGGGUGUGAAACCACGCCUGAUGCGACACAGCUAGGCUGCAACGCUCUCCAGGUAAACGUCUUACGCGCGAGAUUUUUGCACACUAGACUGUUAUUAUUGCGCCCAGUGUUUCUCGCGUAUGUUCAGAAGUGUGCCGUGGAACGAACAAAUCCCACAUCAACCGGCAUCUCAGGUUUUGAUCAACAGUUUUAUCUAUAUGGUUCAAAUCGUUGCAUCGCCACGUCACACGACAUCAUUUCGCAUCUUCAUGCAAACAUAACCAGCCUCGCACAGCCUGCGCCGUGGUACGUUGUAUAUUUUACUCUCAUAGCUGCAACUACUCUUUUUGCGGCGAGACUAGGUUCUAGGAUCUCUGUCGAUAGCCCAGCAGCAACAUUUGACACUUCUUGGGAACGAUGCACAAAUAUCUUGAAUCACCUCAAGGGCUUAACACAAUCGGCUGCACAAGGGAUUGCGGUCCUCCAAUCGCUUUACCAGAGAGUUUCUACAUCUUCAGUUGGUGGGAUUGAUGCCUUUGAUGACCAGCCUGUUGAGCGAUUAGAUGCUUCUGGAGAGCCACCAGUCUCAAGCGCAUUUUACAUCAAUGACGACCAUGUCAGUUCUAUACUCAGGAAUCCUCUAACCGGCGAAGACUGGUUUCGCAAUACUAGCUUGAAUCUAGAUUGGUUGGAGUUGGAAUUGGAAGAGUCAAUUAAUUAAUUAAGUAGCUUAAGAUGCAUAACACAUAUAAUUGCUAUUUUACCACUGC